AUGACUACCGCAGCUGCACCCCCAAUCCUGGACUUUUCUCCUUUCUAUGGCAAUGACAGCGAGGCCAAGGCAAAGCUAGUGGAGGAAGUGCGAAAGUGCUGCCACUACAAUGGAUUUUUCCAAAUUACUGGUCACCGAGUGCCAUUGGAGUUGCAGAAACGCGUGAUGGAAUGUUCCAAGCGCUUCUUCAAUCUCCCUCUAGAGGAAAAACUACAAAUCAAUAAAAGUGAGACUAAAUCCACCUUCGGUGAUAAUAGUGUUGACUUUGCAGAUCACAAUUCUUUUAACCGCGGCUACGAACUCCUCCGAUCACAGAUGCUCGAAGCGGGCACCGGCCCCGAACUGAAGGAAGGCCUCUACAUUGGAGAGGAGAUUCCCGAAGACCACCCAUACUUCCUGCAAAAGAAGUUAAACAGUGGCCCGAAUCAAUGGCCGCAAACUGUUCCCGAUAAGGAGGAGUUCCAGAAAACGACCAUGGAAUACUACCACGCGACGUUUGAACUCGCGAAGGAUGUACUCGGUGUCGUGGCCCUCACCCUGGGUGUGGAAUCGAGCUUCUUUGAACCACUUACCGAAGGCGCUGUCGCAACUAUGCGAUAUCUGCAUUAUCCUGCACAGCCCAAAGAUGAAGAUGAGAAGCUGAACCGUGGAAUCGGAGCGCAUACAGACUUCGGCUGUGUUACUCUUCUACUGCAGGAUGAAAUAGAUGGUCUGCAGGUCUUGGAUGCUCCAUCUGGACAAUGGCUCGAUGUUAAACCUACCCCCGGAGCAUACGUGAUUAAUCUCGGUGACCUAUUUAUGCGCAUGGCCAACGACAAAUACAAAUCAAACACGCACCGUGUCAUCAACAAAUCUGGCAAAGAGAGAUACUCCAUUCCAUUCUUUUUCAGUGGAAAUCCUGACUAUCUCUGCGAGUGCCUACCGAAUUGCCGCGAGCCGGGCGAAUCCGCGAAAUACCCCCCGAUCACGGUUCAAGACAUGGUAACUUCUGCCUACAAGGAUAGCUACGGUCGCGCUGAGAAGUACAAGAAGGAGCUCGAAGCGAAGAAAUUGGAUGUGGGUCCAGCUUUAACUGCGGUUGGCGCAUAA
This is a messenger RNA of Penicillium cosmopolitanum, 1089 nucleotides long. RefSeq names its product Fe(2+)/2-oxoglutarate-dependent oxygenase encD (gene encD). The transcript is spliced from 2 exons. The coding region runs from base 1 to 1089 and encodes 362 amino acids. Gene Ontology annotation, molecular function: dioxygenase activity. NCBI's taxonomy places the organism in Eukaryota, Fungi, Ascomycota, Eurotiomycetes, Eurotiales, Aspergillaceae. The record is from RefSeq and is a predicted model, not a curated record.